Ailuropoda melanoleuca (giant panda) is the source of this 1265-nucleotide messenger RNA. RefSeq names its product synapsin-1-like. The transcript has 5 exons. Lineage: Eukaryota; Metazoa; Chordata; Mammalia; Carnivora; Ursidae. The record is from RefSeq and is a predicted model, not a curated record. The coding region runs from base 549 to 1139 and encodes 196 amino acids.
CCUCCCCACCCGCUCGCUGCUCCUUCCCGCCGUGUUCAGGCUUCGCUCCGCCUCGGUUUCUUUGGGAAAGAAGGGUCCGCUGUUGGCGGGAAGGGGACGGAGGGAAGCACACCCUCUUUCAGCCGUGCUCUAGAUGAGACAUCAGCUAGAACUUCCCCAUUGUGACGGGGGUGGGGGGUCUCCUCACCCUCGGUUCGUAGCAGCCAGCCUGCCCAAAGGGUGAUGGAGCUGGUGACCUCAGAACGAAACCAGCAGCUUCCGCCACCACUGGGUGUGAAGCACCCGGUGUGACAACACCUCUGGCUGGGGCUGCUGGAGUGCGAGUGAGGGCGAGGAGCUGGUGCUGGGUGUGCUGUGGGGGUGCUAACGACGCGGGCUGGAGCCCACCAUCCUGAAUUGGGGAGCCGGGGGACUUGCCUCAAGAGGUCACACAGCCAAUGAGAGACUCACACCCGUGCCAGUCCCCAGACGCCCAAACUCGGUUCUGUCUGAUGAACCAAGCUGACCUGUCGGGAUCGUGGAGGAAGGGUUAAGGAGGAGCAUCCACCAUGGUGUGGCCACAAAUAGGCCACAGAGCCAGGACAGGAAGAUCCCGAGCUCCAGCACCAGAUGGUCAGUGGGGAUGUCAACAGCACUCUCAGGCUCCAGAACAGCACCCCCCGAACAUAAAUCCUAAGGCUCUCCUCUCUCCAAACAUCUUACCUCUGAUUCCUGGCAUCAUCACACCUCCUCCGUCCUCAGACUGUCCCAGAAUCUGCCACAAGACGGAGAGUUUUGAGGGACCUGCUUGGGUUACCCCGGCCUGCACCAGGGAGAUGUUCCCCCGGACUGCACUGCGGACAGCGCGGCGGGACGGGCCCGCCUCUCCUCGUUUCUUGCCUCGGCCGCCAGGGGGCGCUGUGCGCGUCCGUGCCCGCCCGCCCCGCCGAGCGCUCAGCUCGGCGCCGGGAGCUGUCCGGGAGGAGGUGGCGGCGCCCGCGCGGGGCUGGCGGAGCGGGGGCGGCCCCCGGCGACAGGGAGGGUGGCGGCUGCGCGCUCCCCGGCCUACCGGCGGGAGCCUCGGAAAACCCCGGCGGAGCCUUGCAGAGCUGGCCGGGCGGGGCAGGAGUUCCCCGUGCCCGGAGCGGGGCCAGGCAUGAUCGUGAUGCCAGUUUGGCCGAAGCCGACGCGGCAACUUGGUGAGGGACACGGGGCUUCUGACUCGACAGCACCCGAGCUGGCCGCUCCCGCCUGAAGUCCGCCUUUCGGAGUCUUGGUGCGGGACU